AUGGAAGAUUGUGAUCUUGCCCAAUACCGCGAUAUGAUCAUCGAAGGUGAACUACCGCUUGACUUGCGACCACCGCCUCGGCUUUACCUCCCGCACUACCUUCGGGACGAUAGGGAUUCUGAAUACCCUCAAGACGAUACCUACGUUUCAGUUGACGAAGAUACACCAGAACUGCCUGCUGCAUCCAGCGACUCUGAAAGGUUUGACGCCUCCAGUCCGACAGAUAAUAAAUCUUCAACGCCAAAGAAACCAAAGCAGAAGUCCUCAUCACAACUUAUUAAGCCGCCUUACUCCUACAUCGCACUCAUCACUAUGGCUAUUCUCCAAUCGCCGCAUAAAAAGUUGACAUUGAGUGGAAUUUGCGAAUUUAUCAUGACUAGGUUUCCAUACUACAGAGAAAAAUUUCCAGCCUGGCAGAACUCCAUUAGACACAAUUUAAGUUUAAAUGAUUGUUUUAUCAAAAUUCCAAGAGAACCUGGAAACCCGGGCAAAGGGAAUUAUUGGACAUUGGACCCUUUGGCUGAAGAUAUGUUUGAUAAUGGAAGUUUUUUGAGGAGGAGAAAGCGGUACAAGAGGCCGGCACCGUCGCUGCAGCAUGCGCAUGCUGUUGUGGCAAUGCUGGCUCGGGAAGCUUACGCUCCUCUAUUGCCGCUGCCGUGUUACUUGCCGCCGACGCCGCUGUUGUCAUUGCCGCGUCCGCCGCCGGCUAUGCUACGGCCUGUGCCUCUACCGCCGCGUGUCUCGGAAACCACGGAGCCAAGAAGUAAGCGAUCUCGAAACGGAUUCUCUAUUGAAUCCAUAAUAGGUUCGCAGGAUAGUCCAGUGACUGCCGAGCCAAGGCGAAGUGCGUUUUCUCCCCUCCAUCAAAGCAAUGGGCCGCCGGACGACUGGGCCAGAUGA
Molecule: messenger RNA, 900 nt
Organism: Arctia plantaginis
Lineage: Eukaryota; Metazoa; Arthropoda; Insecta; Lepidoptera; Erebidae
Source: the annotation of a GenBank genome assembly